AGACGGAUACAAUAAUUCGCAGCCAUGGGUCGUGUCAGGACCAAGACCGUCAAGAAAGCGGCGAAAAUUAUCAUUGAGAAGUACUACACAAGGUUGACUUUGGAUUUUGAUACCAACAAGAGGAUAUGUGAGGAAAUCGCUAUCAUUCCCACCAAGCCUCUUCGUAACAAGAUCGCUGGGUUUGCCACCCACUUGAUGAGGCGUCUCCGACACUCCCAGGUGCGUGGUAUCUCCAUCAAGCUUCAAGAGGAGGAGCGUGAGAGACGUGACAACUACGUCCCAGAGGUUUCUGCCCUGGAACAUGACAUCAUUGAGGUUGACCCUGACACCAAGGACAUGUUGAAGAUGCUCGACUUCAACAACAUCAACGGUCUUCAGCUAACUCAGCCUGCCACCUCAAACUACGCUGGCAGACGUUAAUUUAAGCUAAUAAAUACUUUAAAAUGUA
This is a messenger RNA of Plutella xylostella (diamondback moth), 448 nucleotides long. RefSeq names its product ribosomal protein S17 (gene RpS17). Lineage: Eukaryota; Metazoa; Arthropoda; Insecta; Lepidoptera; Plutellidae. Gene Ontology annotation, molecular function: structural constituent of ribosome. Gene Ontology annotation, biological process: translation. The record is from RefSeq and is marked provisional. Gene Ontology annotation, cellular component: ribosome.